Molecule: messenger RNA, 3140 nt
Organism: Lycium barbarum (goji berry)
Lineage: Eukaryota; Viridiplantae; Streptophyta; Magnoliopsida; Solanales; Solanaceae
Exons: 2
Coding region: 1901-2530 (209 amino acids)
Source: RefSeq, a predicted model, not a curated record
AAUUGGUCCUAAAGUAUAACGAAUGGUAUGAAUGAACUAUUUUCCAAAGUUGAGGGGUAAUGUUGGCCCUUUUCCGUUGUUAAAAACUUACUUUUCCAUCCUGAUUGGAGGAUCUUUAAAUGGUCAAUUAGGAACAGGAUGUCUUCUAGUUGAUCAUGGUGUGACAUGUCCCAGUAGUAAUUUUUGAGACGAGAAUUAUAUUAUAUGCAAAAAGGAGAUGAGAUAGCGAUGGACAUUAUGGAAUUUUUUUAAUGGAAGUCAUUUGUGAUUCAAUAUGCCUGGUUAGAAGUUCAAGAAACAUCAUAAACAAAUACGGGAGAGUGGAUCACCUUGAUGUAUUCCUAGGGUAGGGGUACAAAAAAAAAAAAAAAAGGUGUACGUGUGCCUAUUAAUUGAAUGGCUAUGCUAGUAGUUGUUACACAGGACAUGAUAAGAGCUAUAAGAGACAAUAUAUGGAAAUAUUGUAAAGUCAUGUGAAUAACAGACCAUUCAAGUUCGAAAGCCUUUUCGAGGUCUAACUUUAGAAGCAUAUUAGAAACAUUUACAGAUUUUUAGUUCUUAGGAAACUAACUGUUUCUUGGACAAUUAUGGCGUUGUCACAAGCUCUCUUACUCUUUCGGAAGCUUUUUUGGGUAGGGCUAAUGAUUGUAGCAAGGUAAGGAUUCAGAUGAUUGACUAUUGUCUUAGUAAUAAUUUUAUAAACAGUAUUACAUAGGUCGGUAUUGGCUAAUCAUACGAGCAUUAGCAACCUUAGGAAUUAGCACUGAUGAGUUCAAUUAACAAUAGGAGGAAUAGCACUGUCCCUGUAUACUUGUUGGCAAAAAGAGGUAACUGAAAGCCCUAUAUUUUUCCAAUAUUUUUGAUAGAAACAACGAUGUAAACCAUCGGGGCUCAGGGCCUUUAGCGGCUUAAAGACUUGAGUGCAGUAGCAAUCUCAAUUCCAGAGAGUGGGCAGUUGAGAGUCGAUAUGUCAGCGUCAGAAAAAAUAUUUGGCAAUGGGGGUAGUAAGGAAGUGUUGGACAUAUGGUUGGCAUGGUUGGUGAAAAGAUUUUGGAAAUGGUCAAGAAUGAAAGUGUGAAUUUCAUUUUGAUUAGAGAUCCAUUCUCCAGAUUGUGUUUUUAGAGUUAAUAUGUGAUUUCGCCUUCGUCAUUGUAGGGUCGAUAAAUGGAAAAAUUUAGUGUUUGUGUCACCUUCGUUUAGCCAAGUGAUACGCGAUUUAAGUUUCCGAGUCUUCUUCUAACUUAAAUAGAUUAUUUUAUUCAGCAGUAAGAAUCCUUUCAAGAUUGUGAAGAAAAAGCCUGGUAGGGUAAUGAAUUGAACUCUGGUACCAGUGAGACGUCGAAGUAGAGUUAUCGUUUGGUGAAAAAAUUUCCCAAAGGAAGAUUUAUUUUGAUGGGUUUACUUCGUCACUAAAUUAUCUGCUGCAUCUUUUGUUUAGACUCCCAGGAUUUAUGAACAAUAUUUUCAAGAUCUGGAUGAGAAGUCCAUAUAGUCUCAAAACUUUAGCUCUCGGCAGGAGAGAUGGAGCGGUUGAUAAGAGGGGUUUGGGUACAAGGUCAAGUUCAUUGGCAUAAUCUGUUUGCUCAAGCACUAUUAGGUGAUGUAAAUAAUUACGAAAAUAUAUGUUUGUGCUUUUGGUGGUAUAUUGCUUGCUUUUCAUCAAAACGAUAUUCUAGCACUUGGAUUACAUGACAUGUAGAAUGGCUUCGUUAGUUCAUGUCAAUUUCGUCUAUUAUAAAGCUGCUUAUUUGGUUUUCCUAUAAGCCCCCAUUUAGACAAAUAGACUUGCAUCAACUAACUGCCUAUUCCUUGUUUGUUUUGACAGGGUUUUGCGCAUUCAGAUACUUCAACAUCCCAUCCGAGGACUCGCACUUAUUUGAAGGUAAAUUUGAAGGCAGUCAUGGAUCAGUAUAAGUUUAGGACUACAACGCCAAGGUCUCCAGUUCGAACUGUUAAGGCGUCGCAAUCUUCGAUUACUACUCAUGACUUUCCUGCUCAUCUUAUUUCUGGAAUUUCUAAAGCAAAAAAAGAAAAGGUUGAUGACUCCAUGCAUCAAUCUAUUCUAACAAACCAUGGUGCCUUGGGUGUUGGAAAUCAGAAGCAGGAGCAACACAUUCAAACAGCUCCUUCUUACCCUGAAGUUGUAGUCGAGAACAAUGCGACAGUAAGUAAGGCUGAUGUUGUGUUCAAUGCUAAUGCGACAAAAUCAGAAACCAGAAGUGAACAGAGUGGUGCAGGUCCAACAAAAUCCAUGAGUCUCAACCUUACAAAGGUAGCUGCACUAAUGAAUGACUAUUCUUCUGAUGAUGCUGAUGAGGUUGAAUCAAGACCUGGUGACCUGUCAGUCAUGGUUGAUAGGUAUACAGUUAAGAAGGAAGCAGCACCGGUCCUGGAGAAGAUUUUCCAUAAGUAUGGAGAUAUUGCGAGGAAUAGUUCUUUUACUUCGGUGAAUUUUUGUUCAUCACUCUUGGAACUUGUUUGCGACAUCUAUAACAGAUUGGAGGAAACAAAUUUGCAAAGCAUAACCUAAGUUAGAGAUCUCGAGUCUGUCAAAUUAGAGGUCUGGUGGCUCCAUCGAAGGUUGAAUGAUAUCUCUGAGUCCAAGCAACUAGGCAAGGACAGUCCAGGAACCUUGUGGUGAUGGAGAUUAACAAGAAGGGACUGGAAGAAUUGAACAAAGAGUUGGCCGCUUGCAAUAUUGCAACAUACCACGCUUUGCAAGAAAGAAUCCAAAAAACAGAAGAUGAGUUUCCCAUUGCCCUUUCUGAGAACGAAAAGAUAAUGCAGGACUUUGCACAUUUGAAGGCCAAGGUGGAAGGUUUUCUCAUGAAGUCUUUGGUCCAUGACCUUCUUUGAGCUGCCUGGUGACCCUAUGAAUGGUUUUGUCACUACUUUUUAAUCCCCUUUGCUUGUACUAGGAGUCUUAUUACCCUUGAAUCAUUAGGCCCUAUCUGCAUAUGAGUUGCAGAAGAACUGAAACAGAAAAAGAAUGACCAGUUUUAUUUGCCGCCGAGGAGUGGAAUGAGCAUAGAUGUAGAAACUCUUUUAGCAGCUGCAUUGCUCUUCAAUUAAGAGAACAAAUUUAAUUAUUUGAGUUCUUUUCUCCUUAUGCUUCAUUAUUUCAUGCAACUUAUCUGUCG